AUGGUGACCGUCGCAAGCCCCAGCACCUUGAGGACUGCACCAACGCAGACCCCCUGCUGCCCGAACUGCGGCUUCGGCGCCGACCUGCCGCCCUUCGAAGACACCCAAACCGCCCUACUCGAUGCCCAGAAGCAUAUUUCCGACUUGCAAGCCCAAGUCCGCCUUCUCAACCAAAAGGCCUCGGCCGCCGUCGACCGCUGGGCCGACUACGAAGACGAAAUCGCCAAACUCCGCGCCCAACUCGACACCCCCCCGCCCGCAGACCCCCUCCCCGUCAGCAGCAACAGCGGCACAACAGCAACAGACACAAAAACAAACCUCCCUCCCGACACCGCCCAGCUCAGCAGCCGGCCUGCCGUCCCCCUCCCCAUCGCGCGCCUCCUUCCUCACCACCAGCGCAGCAACCCGCAUCUCGGCCCUGCUCUCCCGCAAAUCCCCACCAGCAGCAGAGGAACAACAACAACAACAACAACAACACGCCCCGCCCCAAGCCCAAUCCCCUCCCUCCCCUCCUCCGCCUCCUACCCACCCAACACCAACAACACCAACCCCCACCCGCACCCCAGCAACCCCAACCAUCCCACCUCAACCUCAACGCACCUCACCCCCUCGGACCUCCUAUCCGCCCUCUCCCGCGAACAAGCCCUGCGCGCCGAGGCCGAAGGCCGCCUGAGCGAGACGAGCCGCGAGGUCGAGGAGCUGAGCGCCAGCCUGUUCGAGCAGGCGAACGAGAUGGUGGCGUCGGAGCGGCGGGCGCGGGCGCGGCUGGAGCAGCGGGUCGGGGAGCUGGAGCGGCGCGAGGGCGACAAGCGGCGGCGGCUGGAGCGGCUGGAGCGGGCGGUGGGGCGGAUCGAGAGGGUGAGGGGCGUGUUGGGGGAGUUGCAGGGUGGGUUGGAGGGGGCGGUUGUGAUGAAUGGUGGUGGUGGUGCAAGGGGGAGUGGUGGUGGGGGUGGGAGUCGGAAUGGGAGUUUGGCGGGGCGUGGGAGUGGGGAGAUGAAUGGGGGGAGGAAAGGGAAUGGGAAUGGGGAAAGGUGA
Molecule: messenger RNA, 1035 nt
Organism: Chaetomium fimeti
Lineage: Eukaryota; Fungi; Ascomycota; Sordariomycetes; Sordariales; Chaetomiaceae
Exons: 2
Coding region: 1-1035 (344 amino acids)
Biological process (GO): exocytosis
Cellular component (GO): Golgi to plasma membrane transport vesicle; cell tip
Molecular function (GO): guanyl-nucleotide exchange factor activity
Source: RefSeq, a predicted model, not a curated record